This is a messenger RNA of Spinacia oleracea (spinach), 1779 nucleotides long. Its product is annotated as pentatricopeptide repeat-containing protein At1g63130, mitochondrial. The coding region runs from base 201 to 1469 and encodes 422 amino acids. The record is from RefSeq and is a predicted model, not a curated record. The transcript has 2 exons. Gene Ontology annotation, molecular function: mRNA binding; protein binding. NCBI's taxonomy places the organism in Eukaryota, Viridiplantae, Streptophyta, Magnoliopsida, Caryophyllales, Amaranthaceae.
CUUUUUGAAAAACUUGAAGAUGCUAAUGUUGGUAGUCUAUAAGUAUCGGAACCAAAAUUCUCUAAUGUUAUUUUGUUUAGGCCUACUAGUUCAUCAAUGACUUCAAUAUUGCUUGGAGGGGAAUCUUUUUCGGCGUUGCUCCUUUGACGUGCUAAACCAAAAGGCCGUCAAAACUAAACCAAAAGGCAAAUGCAGGGGACAUGAGCUUUGUACGUAGGGUUUUAGCUUCAACUAGGAAGGGUUUAUGCUUAACCCCUCAAAUUCCAAUCAAUCUCCCAAAUUCACAACUGCCCUUUUGCAAUUAUCACUCAAUUCCCAGCAAUUUGUUGCAAAAAUUGAUAAAUGAGCCAAAAUCACGCAUCAAAAUCACUCUUGAUUCGGAAGAAAAUUCGACCCUCAAGAACAUUGGUUUUUCCUGGGAUUCCCUUCUCUGUGCUCUUAAUUCUUCUUCUACAUCCAAGGCAAACCUGGCUUUGGAAUGGAGAUUAGAGAAACUGUUGAAGCACAAUGAGAGAAACCAGGAGUUGUAUACUGAACUAAUUUCUCUUUGUGGAGAAACUCGCAAUCUCGAGUUAGCUAUGAGGAUAUUUAUGGCAAUGGAAUCUGUUGGGUUAAAACCGACAUCUGACGUCUUUAAUUCGUUGAUAUCGACUUCUUUGUGUGUGGGAAAUGAAAUGACUGCACUCAGCUUGUUUGAGGUAAUGGAGAGGUCAGAUGACUGUAAACCAAAUUCUAAAACUUAUAAUGCUUUCGUUUUAGUGUAUGCUAAGUGGGGUAAGGUUAAGGUUAUGCAAGCAUGGGCCUCAGCUAAGAGAGAUGCUGGUUUUCCUGCUGAUUUGCAGUCAUAUGAAUCUCUAAUUUCAGGCUGUGUUAAAGCAAGAAUGUAUGAUAAUGCCGAAAGAUUUUAUGAAGAAAUGGUAUCAUCAGGUUUUAUACCUAACACACACAUUUUGGACAGAAUGGUUGAUGGUUUUUGUGAACAGAAGGAUCUUAGUAGAGCUAAAGAGUUUUUGCUCAACAUGAUUGAUAAUGGGUGGGAAAUUAGUGCACAUAUAGCAGACAGGCUUUCAGGAUUGUAUUCAGGACUAGGGAUGAUGGAGGGAAUUGAGGAGCUUCUCCAAACCCUAAUAGCAACGAAUGAAAGUCAAGAAGUUCUGUUGCGAGUUCAUUGUGGAAUCAUUGGUAUGCAUGCAAAGGCGGAUAGAUUAGAUGACAUGGAAUAUGCUGUUGGGAGGAUGUUGAAACAAGGGAUAUCAUUCAAAUCAGCUAAUGAUGUCAAGGUCAUUAUCCGAUCUUACUUCAGGCGGGAAGCAUAUGAUAGGCUAGAGUUGUUUUUGGAGCAUAUAAAAGGCUCUUACCAGUUCACAAAAUCAACUUAUGAUGUAUUGGUCACUGGUUAUAAUGAAGCUGGGUUAUCCGAGAAAUUGGAUGUUUUGCUGAAGGAGCUGGGUUUGUGUGAAACUUCAUGAGCCAGGAGCCUUCAAGGUCAAACCUGAGUACCUGACCAUGGAAGUAGUGAAUACAGGUGUUCUUGUAAUAAGAAGCUGCUCAGAACCAAAAUCAGUUCUACUUCUCAGCUUAUUAACUCAAUCGAGCAACAUAUUUUACAAACAGCAUAUGGUCUGGUUUCUAUUUCAUUCUUUUGUAGAAGGCAUGGUGGUUUUAUCCAUCCAGUGUUCAAUCAAAGCUGUUAUUUGAUGCUGAGGUCGACCAAGCUGAAAAGCUGUUUGCUUAAGCAACUAUAUAAUGAUGAAAGCCUUUUCUGCUACAUACAAUUUG